AAAUAGCACAUAAAUCAAUGUUUUUACCACCAUAUAAUGACGCCUUAAACAUAUAAAAAUAUAAUUAAGAUGGAAAAUGAUUAUCCAAAGAAGACUGUACACAGCAGCUGUUUUAACAAUGGUGGGGAUGUCCUGUAUCGUAGUUAUAAUUAGAACCCAGGAUAUAGAAUACUUUGAUCGGGAGAUACUUUCCAGAUUGAGAUAUCUUCAACCUGACUCUGAUGAACCUGCAACGGAAAUAUCUCCGCCCUGUGAUGAAGACGACCUUCAGAAUACAGAAGAUAUCAUGGCUAAACUUAGAGCAAAAGAUAUACUUUCUGUCGAUUUUGUGGAAAAUCUACCAAUAGAAAAAUAUCAGGAGGCCUCUUGUCUUCCCUUGUUCUAUGAAAUAGUAGCUAAACCAAUCCAGGGAGUAUGCAGAUCAAUGAAACGAAUUGGAGGAGUUUGGAUCGGCAGUUUGCAAGCUUUAGACGGAGAUAAAUUUGUCUGUAUGGAUAAAAUCAGAACGGCUGAAACCUGUAUUAUUUACUCUUUUGGAAUCAAUAACGAAUGGAGCUUUGAAGAUAUUAUGGAUACUAUGAACUGUAAAAUCUAUGCUUAUGACCACACGAUUAAUACAUCUCCAAACAGAGGGAAAGGUAUUUCUUGGUUUAAGAAGGGAAUGGGUUCCAGCAAAGCUGGAGCACUCGACACUCUAGAAAACCAUAUUCGUUUUAACAAACAUGAAAAUUCAACAAUUGAUUACCUGAAGGUUGAUAUAGAAGGAGAAGAAUUGAAUUCCUUGCCCCAGUGGCUUGAGAGUGGAGUUUUGAAGAAUGUUGAUCAAUUAGGAAUGGAAUUCCAUCUUAAAGGGCUUCAUAACACCGUUUUAUUUAUCUAA
Eurytemora carolleeae is the source of this 880-nucleotide messenger RNA. RefSeq lists its product as uncharacterized. NCBI's taxonomy places the organism in Eukaryota, Metazoa, Arthropoda, Copepoda, Calanoida, Temoridae. The transcript has 14 exons. Bases 77 to 880 code for a protein of 267 amino acids. The record is from RefSeq and is a predicted model, not a curated record.